Molecule: messenger RNA, 306 nt
Organism: Caenorhabditis briggsae
Lineage: Eukaryota; Metazoa; Nematoda; Chromadorea; Rhabditida; Rhabditidae
Exons: 4
Coding region: 1-306 (101 amino acids)
Source: RefSeq, a predicted model, not a curated record
AUGAAUGAUUUUUCUGAAUUUUAUUCUGAUUUUUCUAUUCUCUGUAUUUUCUACCAUGGCUCUCUGUGUUUAAGAAUAAAGAUUUUCAAUUUUGGUCUUUUGGAAUCCUAUGUGAACUUCUACAAUGCAACUCUCACUUGUCCGGAUUUUUUUAAAUGUCUUGGUUAUUUCGGUCCACGCCAUGCUAACCAUGUGCCUCCAGGCAUGUCAAUUCCACAUUGUGGGACAUCCAACGUAGAGUGUGAUCCGCUGCCUAUGCAACGAUGUUUGUGCAAACGAGACGGAUGCCUUAUACGGUCGAUAUAA